AAUUGUUCUGAGCCUCCACAUUUUAGUAUCAACAAUGGCAUUGUUCAGAAGAGUUGCCCACAUUGACUUUGAGAAUUACUGUGACAACCAUGACCCCAACAACUAUGAAUGCACUUCCAAGAAGAAGAAGAAGAAGAAGAUACCACAGGGAGAGAGGUGCCCCGCCACCAACAAUGAUGAACUUGGUGAGUGGCACUAUGUUUGCAACAAGAAGAAGAAGAAGAAGAAGAAGAAGAAGAAGAAAUUCGGUGAGACCCUCAAUGUCCCCAGCAACAACAAAUUCCCUGAGAGGAGCCACCUCCCUGACCACCAUGAAUCCCUCGACAACAACCAUGUCAUCGACUACUAUGAUGACCUCUAUGAUGGUUAUGGUUUGUUUAGACGUGACGGUAAACCUAGAAAAAUAAAAAAGGAGUCAACAGGUAAUGGCAAAAAAAUAAAAAAGGAGUCAACAGGAAAGGGCAAAAAAAUAAAAAAGGAGUCAACAGGUAAGGGCAAAAAAAUAAAAAAGGAGGAGUCAACAGGUAAGGGCAAAAAAAUAAAAAAGGAGGAGUCAACAGGAAAGGGCAAAAAAAUAAAAAAGGAGGAGUCAACAGGUAAGGGCAAAAAAAUAAAAAAGGAGGAGUCAACAGGUAAGGGCAAAAAAACAAAAAACGAAAAGUCCAAAAAGAUGUGAAGAGAUUGAUGUUAUGCCCAGUAUGAUAACCAUACUCAGACACACCAACCAACAUCUCCAUCUAUCAACAAGGUUCAUACUCAUUCGUAUAAAAAAAAAAAAAAAAAAAAAAAAAAAAAAAAAAAAAAAAAAAAAAAAAUGGAA
This is a messenger RNA of Cherax quadricarinatus, 820 nucleotides long. Lineage: Eukaryota; Metazoa; Arthropoda; Malacostraca; Decapoda; Parastacidae. The record is from RefSeq and is a predicted model, not a curated record.